Messenger RNA from Micropterus dolomieu (smallmouth bass), 1202 nucleotides. It is a transcript of the gene tmem54a, whose product is annotated as transmembrane protein 54a. The transcript has 6 exons. The record is from RefSeq and is a predicted model, not a curated record. Bases 153 to 902 code for a protein of 249 amino acids. Lineage: Eukaryota; Metazoa; Chordata; Actinopteri; Centrarchiformes; Centrarchidae.
UAGGUAGGCGGAAGGUGACGCCUUUGUCCGCAGGUGAUCAACAGUAGAAAGAGAAGGCAACGAACCACCUCAAGAGGACUGUCAGAAAACUGUCAGAAAUGACUUUUAUACAAAGUUAACACUAAUAUGAUCUAAGGGAAAUAGAAUCCAACAUGGUAAAUUCAGGAGUAUGCUGUGCCAGCCUCAAGGACAACAAAGCCCUGAUGAAGAUGGGGCUGGGGCUGGUGCUGGUGGGACAUGUCAACUUUCUUCUGGGAGCACUGGUGCACGGCGCCGUGCUCAGGCACAUCAAUGUGGACUCUCAGGCCCGCACCAUGGUGUACGCCAUCUCUAAUGUCAUUGCCAUUGUGACAGGCUUGGUGGGAAUUAUUUGUGGAAUAGCAGCCAUUGUCCUGUCCAAAAACAAGAAAAACAGGAUCCUGCAGUGGUUCUUGUUGGUCUUCAGCUUCCUGGCAGGUCUCUUGUCAAUUGCCUCCACCCUGGGCUUGUUAGUUUCUACAGUGCAAGCCAUUAUUUUCAAAGGACAGAGCCUGUUAACGCACUGCACAUUUUCUGAUGACACUUCCGGCUCUUCCAGCGGCCCAUACGAAUGCCCCUUUGACCCUACCCGUGUGUAUUUUUGUGUUUUAUUUUUUGUCAACCAGGAGACCACCAUCAUUCUAUGGGUGCCUCUCAUCUUGGUGUCCCUGGUGGAAAUGGUGUUCUCCUUCCGCUGCUUUGCUGUCUGUACUUCAUUCCUCUACCUCUGUCCGUGCAGGAAAAGGCCGACCCAAGCAAAGAGGGCACAUGUCCAGUGGGCUGUUGAAACUACAUCACUUCCAGCACAAGCUCAAGACUCCGAAGCUGCUGCUGAGCCAGAUGCUGAGCAGGAUGAACUGCUGGAGCAAAGUCAAUGGCUAUGAAACAGCUAAACCUAAUGGGAUAGGUUGGGAACUACUAGGGUUAACUGGAUAAAAUGCAAGGCCAUCUGAAGUAGUUGCAUUGAGUGUCUGUUACACAUUAAAUGUCUGAAGACAUUUGUGAGACUUAAGCCAGCAAAGCACUGCCGUUUUAUUUCUCUCUGUAUUCAAAAGGAAGGAAGGUUGGUUUGAAAACAUCCUAUUUGGUUUGUGUAUUUGUGAUAUUACAGAGAGCUUGCACCUGUAUCUUAUUAAAAUGAUUUUCUUUUUAAAAUGUAAUUGUCAAUUUUACCACAGCAGACA